UUCAACCAGAAGAUACAAGUUGUUUUCUGGCUUAGUUCUGCUGGAAGAAAUCUCUUUUUGUUUCAUGCAGCUGGCAGGUAGACAAUUAAAUGAAAGCCAGAGGUUUUGCUUUUGCUCACCGUUAUUGAUCUGUUAUAUACUAAAAACUACACUGUUCACUCUGGCUACGAGAUAAUGAGCUGAUCAUGUAGUUUGUUCUUUUCCUCAGGAUGUUUUCUCUAGACUCUAGGGAUGGAUAUCUGCUGCAAGCCUGCAACGCGUGCACAUCUUGCACGCUCGGGCAGAUUCUUUGCUUCUGGUAAUCGCAACAUGACAGCAUGGCAAAACGCUAAUUAUUCAGAAGCUGCAUAUACAAUGCUCUAACAAACUGGCAGAAACAUGUGGAUGAUCGCCGGAGGCUAAGCUGCGACCAUGGAAGCACUGGAGAGCUGUGUAAUGCUGGGACCCCAUCAGAAUCUGGUGAUUAAACACGGCUUGGGAGUUGGGAGCCUUGAGGUGAGUAAAGUCAACUAGCUGUUCACUCAUCCACAGGCAACUUAUUCAUCUAAACCUCUGGAUCAGAUGCUAAUCUCACCGCCCUUCACCCGUGCGGGCGAGUUUGCCACCGACGAAGCGGACAUGACAGCCUUGUAAUCAAGCUCCAUCAGCGACAAGAUCCUUGGGUAGCUUCAAUUGCAGUGCAAGAGCACUCAUUGCACAUGAGAAUUAUUCUUGCUGUCUGCUUGUUCAGCUGUUCAAUUGCUUCCACCUCUUUCGCUAUAUAAAGAGGGAAGCCAAAGCCAGGAGAAGACACCAUUGCAGCAGCUUGCCUUCUCUUCUCUUCCAUUUCAAGAGAAAACAAGCUUCACAGCCUUAGCUUCCCUUACAAGCAUGGCCUUCCAUCUGAGAUCCGCAAGCGUGCCCUCAAGCCCUCGCUCCAACAAAACCAGCAUUGAGGAAGAGCUGCUGAGCCUGAAGGCGAUCAUCUCUUCUUCUUCUUCAACUGUUGAAACCAUGUGCCAAGGUUUCACCAAGCUUGGGAGCAUCUACGACUGCAUCGAUGAGCUCACAUCCCUGCCCAGCGGCCAGCGUCAGCAGAGGAAGGCAGUAGAAGAGGAGCUCGAGCGCUCUCUCAUCUUGCUUGACCUCUGCAACGCCUUGAAAGAGAGCUUCCUGGAGCUCAGGUCCAUUGUUCAGGAGAUGCAGCUGGUUCUGAAAAGAGGAGGCAAUGCGGCUGUUCAGGCAAAGUUUCAGUCUUACAUUCAAUCGGCCAGGAAGGCGCAGAAGCAGUUCAAGAGGAUCAGUAACAAGGCUGCUUCUGACAAGGAGGGAUGCAGAUUAGUCAAGCUGUUGGCUGAAGCGAGGGAGAUUGCUAUGUCGAUGCUCGAAUCGACAUUGCAUCUCCUGUCAAAGCAGAUUGCGAUGCCCAGUGCUAGCAAGUGGUCUCUUGUCUCCAAGGCAUUGCAGAAGAAGAAAAUUGUGUGCGAGGAGGAGCAGUUGCAGGUGUUGGAGUUGAACAUUGUUGAUCUUGAGAGUGGAGUUGAGACUUUGUUCAGGACAUUGAUCCAGAGCAGGGUUUCUCUUCUAAAUACUCUUAGCUUGUAGAUCAUACAACUCUGACCGCCUGCGAUUGGCAUCCACCUUUUAGAGGAUUGGCUGAUCGUCCAAACAAUUUUGGAUGCACAUGUAUAUGAGAAAAAAUGUACAGAAAAAUACUCAA
Messenger RNA from Setaria italica (foxtail millet), 1699 nucleotides. RefSeq lists its product as uncharacterized. NCBI's taxonomy places the organism in Eukaryota, Viridiplantae, Streptophyta, Magnoliopsida, Poales, Poaceae. Gene Ontology annotation, biological process: root development; shoot system development. The record is from RefSeq and is a predicted model, not a curated record. The transcript has a single exon. The coding region runs from base 871 to 1584 and encodes 237 amino acids.